UUUGGCUGCCAUUCUACUACCCGACACGACAUAGCUCCUCUUGUGUUCACCUCUCGGUUCCAUCACCACCGUUCUGUUUCAGCCCAAUUCUCUCUUUUGUUCCCUUUUUGUCGUUUCUCCUCAUCGCCGGGACUGUUCCCGGCACGUAUCCUUCAACCUCUUCCCUGCAGAGAAUACCCUCAUCGGUGCGCCGCCACCACCACGAAUACGCCGUUGUUUGAUACAUCGAUAUCCGUCGUCUUUUUUUUUCUUUCUUCUAUUACUCUGCUUGGGAUCGCAUUUAUUAGCUUCCGGUGAUUACGUCGUUCUGAGUUUCUGGAGAUGUCUGAGAAAUUCUCGGCAACAUUGAGGAUCGGGGAUCUGAAUGAUUAUAUAGCGCCUUCCCAGGCUUGCAUAGUUUCUCUCAAGGGGCUUAAAGCCACUUCCACGAAGCCGGAUAAAGUUGAGGUUUCAGCUUCUCGAAAGCAAUCGAAAGCUGAACCAGUUAAGAUAUCACUCAAGGAUUGCUUAGCAUGCAGUGGUUGUGUAACAUCAGCUGAGACUGUCAUGCUGGAGAAACAAAGUCUGGAUGAAUUUCUUUCCAACAUAAAUAAAGGAAAGGUUGUAAUUGUCUCAUUAUCUCCCCAAUCCAGAGCCUCACUUGCUGUCCAUUUCGGCAUCUCUCCCUUGAAGGUUUUCCAGAAACUCACGACAUUUUUCAAGUCCAUGGGAGUAAAAGCUAUAUUUGAUACAAGUUGCAGUAGAGAUUUAACCUUAAUCGAAGCUUGCAAUGAGUUUAUAGCAAGGUAUAGAAAAAGCCAGCUGGAGAAUGAGGAAAAAUGCAAGUCAUCCAUUCCUAUGAUUUCAUCAGCAUGCCCAGGAUGGAUAUGCUAUGCUGAGAAACAACAUGGAUCCUACAUUUUGCCUUACAUAUCAUCAGUGAAGAGUCCUCAGCAAAUGAUUGGAUCAAUAGUCAAGCAUCAUAUGUGCCAAAAAUUGGGUAUUAGAUCAGACGAUGUUUACCAUGUUACUGUCAUGCCCUGUUAUGAUAAGAAACUGGAGGCAGCCAGGGAGGACUUUGUUUUUCAGUCGGACUCGAUCAACAAAACUCGGGAGGAGAAUGAGGCCCACAAAAUUACAGAAGUAGAUUCGGUAUUGACAUCCGGUGAAGUUCUUGAAUUGAUACAGAUGAAAGAGGUGGACUUUAAGAGUCUAGAAGAGUCCCCUUUGGACAGAAUUCUGACAAAUGUCAAUGAAGAAGGGCAUCUUUUCGGAGUUCGUGGAAGUUCUGGUGGUUAUGCAGAAACAAUUUUUAGGCAUGCUGCGAAGUUACUCUUCGGAAAAGAAAUUGAAGGCCCUUUGGAAUUCAAACCCAUUCGAAAUUCGGACUUCCAGGAACUCACGCUAGAGGUGGACGGGAAGACUUUGUUGAAGUUUGCACUAUGCUACGGAUUCCGAAAUCUACAAAAUGUCGUCAGAAAAAUCAAAACAGGAAAAUGCGACUACCAUUUUCUAGAAAUCAUGGCUUGUCCUUCAGGUUGUCUAAAUGGAGGGGGCCAAAUCAAACCCAAGCCUGGGCAAUCUCCAAAGGACUUGAUUGAGUUAUUAGAAGCUGCUUAUCAGGAAAAUGUUUUAAUCAAAGAUCCUUUUGAGAAUCCAAUGGUGAAGGACAUAUACAAGGAGUGGUUGGAGGAAGCAGGUUCAGAGAAGGCAAAGAAGCAUAUGCACACUGAGUAUCACCCAGUGGUAAAAAGCAUUACUGCUCAACUCCACAACUGGUAAUUAAGUGCUACUCUUAACAUACAAUUUUACCACACAAAAGCUGAAAAUUAGAUGAAUCAUAAUGAGAGCUCUGAUAAUGUCACCUGUUUGUGCUUUACUUUACUUCUGGAAAGAAAGGCCCAAUUUUGAUAGCAUUUUACACUAAUUCUUGUUCUUCCACCUCUCACCCAACUCAGCCUCUGCAGGGCUUCAUCCUGUUGUACAUCAUCUUCUAUUUAGGUUGUAAGAUAGAAUAAGAAGAAAAAAUAUAGUUUGAUUUCUUGUUAAAUUCUUAA
Molecule: messenger RNA, 2036 nt
Organism: Cucurbita pepo subsp. pepo (vegetable marrow)
Lineage: Eukaryota; Viridiplantae; Streptophyta; Magnoliopsida; Cucurbitales; Cucurbitaceae
Product: protein NAR1
Source: RefSeq, a predicted model, not a curated record